CCUGGGCUUGUCCGCUCCAGCCUGGCCAACAUCCCGCUGACUCCAGAAACGCAGAGGGACCAGGAGCGACGGAUACGCAGGGAGAUCGCUAACAGCAAUGAGCGACGGCGCAUGCAGAGCAUCAAUGCAGGAUUUCAGUCGCUGAAAACUCUCAUCCCUCACACCGACGGGGAGAAGCUCAGCAAGGCAGCGAUCCUUCAGCAGACGGCGGAGUACAUUUUUUCUCUGGAGCAGGAGAAGACGCGCCUGCUGCAGCAGAACGCUCAGCUCAAGCGGUUCAUCCAGGAGUUCAGCGGCUCCUCCCCAAAGCGGCGGAGAGCGGAGGACAAGGACGAAGGUAUCGGGUCCCCGGACAUUUGGGAGGACGAGAAGGCCGAGGACCUGCGCCGGGAGAUGAUCGAGCUCCGGCAGCAACUGGACAAGGAGCGCUCGGUCCGGAUGAUGCUGGAGGAGCAGGUGCGCUCUUUGGAGGCCCACUUGUACCCGGAGAAGCUGAAGGUGAUUGCCCAACAGGUGCAGCUCCAGCAGCAGGAACAGCUCCUACCUGCACAUGGCCCCCCGGCACCCACCCAGCACCCGACUGUGAUUGUGCCUGCACCACCUCCGCCUUCCCACCACGUCACUGUGGUAACCAUGGGUCCGUCCUCUGUGAUCAACACUAUCUCGACGUCCAGGCAGAACCUGGACACGAUCGUCCAGGCGAUCCAGCACAUCGAGGGGACUCAGGAAAAGCAGCUGCUCGAGGAGGAAGAGCAGCGCCGGCGCGCAGUCAUUGUGACCCCUGCCCGGGCCAGCCUGGAUCCGUCCAACUCGGACACAGCCUCUGACCUGGAGGCGGAGGACGACGAUUCCGUGGAGCACAGCAAGGCCAAGAAGCCCUGACCCCUGCCUGGCAGCGGGAGGGCAAGCAGGGUGGGGGCAAGGGGACUUCAGGAAAUACGCUGAAAUUUUUACAAAAUACCACAACGUUUGGGUCUCUUUUGUGACCUUUCAAUACUGUAAGUGGGAGCGAUAGGGUGGGGACAAGCUGGAAGUCAGGCUCUUCAGUGCAAAGCAGCUGGGAGGUUGGCAGGGCGCAAGCAGCUGGGCUCUCCGGGGCUCGCCCCCCAUGGGGCGUGGCAGGGGCCAGUGCUGGCUCCCCGGCUCAAAGGAUGGAUUUUCUCUGGCGCCUCUGGCUGCGGGUCGUUCAAGGUGGCCUCGCCCUCCUCUAGUGGCGGGCUGCCCCAGCCUUGCCUCCCGGCCGCUUGAGGUGUGAGGGACCCACCUGGGGCCCUCUAAGCGCUCCGGGUGGCAGUGGGUCUCUGGGCCGUCUCUGCCUCGCCAGCCCUCCACACAAGCCCCUCGGAGAGGGAGGCCCCCAGGUCCCCUCUGUCCUCUGGGGCUGGUUCAGGUUUGGGGCUUUCUUUACGGCCCAGGAGGGAGGCCUGCUCAGCAUGGACCCUGGGGCCUCUCCUCGGGGGUGGUUUCGUUCUUUGAAGCACUUAAAUCCGUCCCGUGGGUCGGCUGGGCCCGCGAAGAGGCGGUGGCUGUUGUCGCGUUCUGCGCCUCCCCAUCCCCUGCCAUUUUGGACAGAGGUCUUGGCCAGGGUUGUUUCGGCCGGUUGGUUUUGGUAGGCUCCCCCCCCGCCACAGCUGUUCCUUUGUUCUUUCAUAAUUUUUAUAUGGUUUUUUUUUGUCCUUUUUUUUUUUACAAGUUUUGGGUCUUUGUGUUCAUUGAGAU
Molecule: messenger RNA, 1719 nt
Organism: Python bivittatus (Burmese python)
Lineage: Eukaryota; Metazoa; Chordata; Lepidosauria; Squamata; Pythonidae
Source: RefSeq, a predicted model, not a curated record